AUGCUGUCUGAAGUAUGUCUUCCUAUGGAUAUGGAUGCGACGUUCGUGCCAUAUAAUUCAGCCAACGAAGAUGAGGAGGAAGAAGUAGAAGGAGGAAUGGAAGUAGAUUCCAACCGUAUGUUUCAUACUGAUCAAUAUCGAGCAUUCAGUGGUAAAAGCAAGAAAGUUGAUCGAGACCGCGAAAGCAGCGAAGCCAUUCCUUUGCCUACCAGCUUGGUAAUCGAUGGUAAUGUGCAGUUGAAUCGAGUUAUCAAGAAAACCUUGAAGAAGAACAAACGUGCAGCGAGGAAGCAAGGUAAUAUCAGGUGCUAUGUGAUUUAUCAUAAACCAUUGCUUUAGAG
Molecule: messenger RNA, 341 nt
Organism: Cylicostephanus goldi
Lineage: Eukaryota; Metazoa; Nematoda; Chromadorea; Rhabditida; Strongylidae
Source: the annotation of a GenBank genome assembly